AACUUCAUUCCUGCCAUACUGGAUUGUGGGAAGGGAAGAAAAACAGGUACACACUUACAUACAGUAGCUAUUUUAAGUGCCAGUAGGCAUCGAGUUUGAUGUCCUUUAAAUCAGGAAACAUUAGGCAAGAAAAUAGAAACACAGCAAGCUUGACCUGUACGUUCACCCUACAGAAUAUCCAAAUGAAAAAGGAUUGUAAAAUCUAAAUAGCUCUGCAGAUGUGAUGGAAACACAGCACAUCCUGGUCUGGCGUAUUUGUCUGAACCUGGCCCUCUUGCCCCACCUGCACCAAUGCCUGUCAGUGCAAUUCCAGAAAAAGGGUCUCCUUUAUGUGGCUCUGGGGAGAGACCUGGUCCUGCGGACCCAGUUCCAGAUUACACCAACAGAGAAGAUCAUCAUGGUGAUUUGGGACCGCCAGACUGAGAAUGGUCAGGGACAGGUCAGGCUGGCCGAUCACCAAGAUGCACCUGGCAAUCCUCUAGACCAGAAGGGGGCCUUAUUUAGGGUGGAGAAUAUAAGAUCAUCUAACUAUGGAGUCUACACCGUCACUGUGACUGACCAGACGGGGAACGAGCAAUCAGCAAAUAUAGUUGUUCGAGAGAUUGUUGCUGCUCCAGUGGCGUCUUUGUCGCUCCAGUGUGAGGUGGCCAAUGACAGGGCACAGUGGGACAGCCCAGUGUUUUCCUGGUUGGUGGAUGGGGUAGAGCUGUCCAAUCAGACAGCCAAUAUCUCUGCAGAUGGCAAGAGACUCGACUUGUCCGGAAUGAAGGGCCACAACUACACCUGUGUUGUCAAUAGCAGUCUGGGGACGAGUGUCACACACUACGUCACUGAUUGUCCAACACCAUCCCAAAGUAACCAAUCCUGUAAGACUCUAUGUGGUGUACUAUUGGGCAUCGUCAUAGUGCUUCUAAUCACAUGUGGAACUCUCUACUGGAAAUGCGUACAGCGGAGGACGAAUGGGAAUACAUGACCUUUAGGAGGUCCAUCGCGUUCCGUUAUCAGUCUCAUCUAUGACACUGUUACACACUACACAAGACUUUGGCACAUAUGGACACAGUGAUAUGAGACGGUAAUAUUCUGUUGCAACAAGUCACAAUACCAGACCAAAUAUCAUUCCAAUCAAGAGCUGUGGCCCUAUUCCCCAUCAAUACAAUAUAUUGACAUGCCUAUUUAUCAAAUUAAGUUGGUCACAUACACAUAUUUAGCAGAUGUUAUUGCAGGUAUAGCGAAAUGCUUGUUAUUGGUGUAUUUGUGGUAUUUAUUGUUGCGAAGUCCACACAUAUAUUUUCACUAAUUAUGUCUAUCUUUAAAAAAAAAGUACUGUAUGCCAUCACAUUUACAUUGUGCACAUGUACAAAUAUGUUCAAAUGAACCUAAACCUACUUUUGUGAUGCCUAUGUAUGAUAUAAAGCAAAUGGGAUUUUUUUUUUUACAUUAUUGUGACUGUGCAUGUGUGCAUUUAACCCAUUUCAUAACCUGUAAGGAAAUCUUUGUAAGCAUCCACUUUGCUACACUUCCAUAGGAGACAGUGAAGAGACAUGGAAACACAGCAGUCUGGAUGAGUGAGGAAAAGCACAGCACCACCUAUUUAAUAGCGCCAUCCACUGGCUGGUUUUAGAAAUUCCUCUAUUCAUAAUAUCACUUCAAAUUGGAACUGGUUUGAGAAGGGGGGGAUUUUUUUUAUUUUUAAUCCAGUUGUAUAAAUAAAAUCCAAACAUCCUACCUGACCAUUUGGAGGCGUCUGCAUGGUCCUAAAGAACACUGUUGCCUCGUUUUGUAUGACAUUCUAAUGAUAAAACUGAGGAGGGGGGGACAAAAAAGCUAAUUCAGAAUGUGGGGGACAAUUUCGCUCCUCUGCAUUUGUUCUCUAUUGUUUCUGCAAGCAUGGGGGGAGACCUAUGACAUUAGAGGGCACUAUCAGACCAACUCCUUGAAUGGCCUACUCCAAGCACGUACCACCACAUUUAACCUUGGCAAGGUGACGGGGAAUAUGGUAGAAUUCAAAUAGAGUAGUAGUUCCCUUUAAUUCCUGUAACAACAAGGCAAUCAAACAUGCAAAUCGUCAAUAUCUAGACAAAGUUGAGUCGCAAUUCAACAGCUCAGACAUGACACGUGGCAGGGUUUUUCAGACAAUCACGGACGACAAAAGGAAAACCAGCCACGUCGCCGAGACCGCCAUCUUGCUGCCAGACAAGCUAAACACACUCUUUGCCCACUUUGAGGACAACACAGUGCCACUGAGUUGGCACGUGAGUAAGACAUUUAAACGUGUUAAUCCUCGCAAGGCUGCCAGCCCCAGACGGCAUCCCUAGCUGCGUCCUCAGAGCAUGCGCAGACCAGCUGGCUGCAAUUGCCGUCACACUACCCUAUCCCAUCUGGACAAGAGGAAUACCUAUGUAAGAAUGCUGUUCAUUAACUAUAGCUCAGCAUUCAACACCAUAGUACCUCCAAGAUCAUCAUUAAGCUUGAGCCCAUGGGUCUCAACCCCACUCUGUGCAAUUGGGUCCUGGACUUCCUGACGGGCUGCCCCCAGGUGGUGAAGGUAGGAAACAACAUCUCCACUUCGCUGAUCGUCCACACUACGGCCUCACAAGGGUGUGUGCUCAGCCUCCUUCCUGUACUCACUUUUCACACAUGACUGUGUGGCCAUGCAUGCCUCCGACUCAAUCAUCAAGUUUGCAGAUGACACAACAGUAGUAGACUUGAUUACCAAUGUUAUGUUCUGUUAAUUACUGAUGUCCCCUUUAAGGAUGGAGUACUCUUGGUCAUGCACAGUGUUGUUCUAUGUUAUUCUGGUACUAACUCGUUUGAGUAAAUGUGAAGCUCCAGUUCAA
This is a messenger RNA of Oncorhynchus keta (chum salmon), 2837 nucleotides long. RefSeq lists its product as uncharacterized. The transcript is spliced from 6 exons. NCBI's taxonomy places the organism in Eukaryota, Metazoa, Chordata, Actinopteri, Salmoniformes, Salmonidae. The record is from RefSeq and is a predicted model, not a curated record. Bases 224 to 973 code for a protein of 249 amino acids.